Molecule: messenger RNA, 1623 nt
Organism: Vicia villosa (hairy vetch)
Lineage: Eukaryota; Viridiplantae; Streptophyta; Magnoliopsida; Fabales; Fabaceae
Exons: 3
Coding region: 1-1623 (540 amino acids)
Source: RefSeq, a predicted model, not a curated record
AUGGCAGAGAUGAGAGCUCAGCUGACAGAGCAGAUGAAUGCACAAAUGGCGCAGUUUAUGGAAGCAUUGACUAAUGUGACCAAGGGGCAGGAUGACUUGCGAGUUCUCGUCGAGAAUUCUAGAAGGAAUGAGAAUGAAGGACGCCAACGGCUGUUUGAUGAUGUAUCUGGUAGGAUUGAUGAUCACCAUGAUCCGAAUGAGUUUUCUCAUUCCUUCAAGGAGUAUGCUCAGAAAUGGCGUGAGUUAGCUGCGAGGGUUCAGCCACCAAUGACUGAACGUGAGAUGAUUGACAUGUUUACCAGUACUUUGUCUGGACACUACUACUUGGCUUGUAGUGCUUCAGCAAACUUUUCUGAAAUGGUGAGAUAUGGCGAGCGUGUCGAGAUGGGUCUAAAGAUGGGGAAAAUUCAGUUGGGAGCUUCUUCUAAUUCUGCGGGUGGUAAGAAGCAAACUGAAGGUUAUGCUAGAAGGAAAGAAGGCAAUGCAGAUGCCAUAUAUGGAAGAAGAGGUUCAGGGAGAAAUAAUUCACAUGUCAAUGCUGUCAUGAUCCCAGUACCACAACAACAACAUCAGCAGGGACAGCGUUCCAGUAAUGAUCGCUAUCCUCCCAGGACUAGGCCUCACAGAAAGAUUGAUCCGAUUCCUAUGACCUAUGCUCAGGUGCUGCAACAUUUGCUUAAGAUUGAAAAGAUUACUUUGAGAGAUGCUCCGAAUGCUCCGGACACACAAUCUCCGAAUUACAAUGCGAAUGCACGAUGUGCUUUUCAUUCAGGUGCUGCUGGGCAUGAUACCGAGAGGUCUAUUGCGUUAAAGAACAAAGUCCAAGAUUUGUUGGACCAAAAGAUUAUUCAGUUCACUCCUACACCCAAUAUUGUCAAUAAUCCGAUGCCUACUCACGGAGGUUCGGGUGUGAAUGCCAUUGAGAGUGAAGAGAUAAGGGUUGUAUCUGAAGUGAGCUGUUUGAAUUUUCCUCUUGUAUCUGUGAAGCAACAUCUGAUUAAUAGCGGUAUCUUCCCGGGCUGUGGUGUUGAUUGUGAGAAUUGCAAAAGUCAACCUGAAGGUUGUGCUGAUUUGAAAGGUAUGGUACAAAAGCUGAUUGAUGAGGGUCUUCUUCAGUUCUAUCGAAGGUUGAGAGGUGCGAAGAGUAAGGAUGGUGAAGUGUCUGUGAUCUCAAUUCCUUAUGAUCCAGUUGUUCCAAUAUGUAUCCAGGUGCCUAUUCAGAUACCUGUCAGUAUCCCGUAUGGGGAACAACCAACGGCUUUGAUGAUUACUGUGCCAGGGCCUAUUCCAUAUGAGAGUGAGAAGGCCAUCCCUUGGCAUUAUGGUUCAGACGUAUAUUACUAUGGCACGAAGGAAGAAGGCGAGCCAUCUAAAGAGAAGUUUGUUGAGGCCUCAGUUGCAAACACUGAUAACUUCGCCGGUACUGGUAGGAUCACUCGCAGUGGUAGGGUGUUCUCCCCUCAGCUUGUUCAAAACAAUGCAGAUGCUUUGGCUAAGGCCAAAGGAAAACAAGUAGUGCCCGAUGUCCAGAACUCUCCGAUUCAGAGUGGGGCACCUGAUAGUGCCGUGUGUAUUGUGAUUGUGCUCGACAUACGAGUCGACAUUUGUGUGCUUUGUGGCUAA